Dibothriocephalus latus is the source of this 276-nucleotide messenger RNA. The record is from the annotation of a GenBank genome assembly. Lineage: Eukaryota; Metazoa; Platyhelminthes; Cestoda; Diphyllobothriidea; Diphyllobothriidae.
AUGGCGGGCCUGCUUGAUAGGAGUGAAGUCGGUUCCCUAGUGGUUGAGCACGUGCUCAUGGACUUUCUCUACUUCACGCUGGAGAUGUAUAACCAGUUAGCAGACCUGGCCAUCACCGAUGGUCCCACUGCUGACAAAUGGAUCACCAGUAGGGAAGUUCAACUGCCCAAUUCUGUGCGUCAUCUCCUCUUGGAACAGGAGUCGAUUCAGCGACGAAUUGGUAACCCUUCCUCUUGCUCUUCUUGUCUGCUUAAUGUGAGAAACAAAUGGCUCUGA